AUGCCUGAUAAUCGAGCAAGGUACGUAGCUACAGUUAUACAAGCAUUUAUUCUUGGUACUGUAACGUAUUACGGUGUUAAAUGGUUAAUGGACGCCAUGGAUCCCACGAAAAAAAACCGCUUAGCUGCGCAAAAGCAGGUAAUGAUUGUUCACUUAAAUGCCGGUAAAUAUCAGUGUUGUUAUCGAUUUUUCAAAGGUUUAUUCAAGGAACCCGGCGGUAGAUAUACUUUUGUUUUGAAGUGAUGAAAUGUGUGCUCGAAUUAGUGUAAAAUUUGUGACCGUAGCGUUUGAUUAGGAAUUUGUCUUUCAUUUAUUGAUGGCAAGAUUUCAUGUCGAUUGUAUUAUAUUGGGAAUAAUUUCUAGCGAAUUCAUGCACGUGGGUUAGAUUUCUAGCUUCUGGGAAACAGCGAUCAGUUAAGUUUAGAAAAUAACUUUACAACCACGUGUACUUUAAGGCCAGUCCUGAUGAGCUCAGGCUUGUAAUCUGCGGUGUGCACUAUCUUAAAGCACCAUUUCCGCUCGCAGCAGAAUGCUAACUCACAUGACUCAACUCUCAUAGACUUCAUGGCCUUGGGUGGCUUGGUUAAGGUAAUAAAAUUGAGUUCUGACCAGUCUUCAUGCCACCUUUUUCAUUGAGCCCUCUGCUUCUCUUAUCAGUAACCAUCGUUUCAGGAUCUCUGUCUCAGGAAUGAGACAACAUACCAGAGUUUGAUUCACCUACUGGUGUAAUAUCCCUCUACCUGACUCACUUGAGUCUAUGUGUACUUAUUAGCUCUCAUCAAUUGCCAUCUUCCAGAGUUAUUUAUCUCGACUUUUACUCUUAAUGAGAAUUUAUAUCAUUAUUGGGAGAAUAAUAAUUUCAAGUCACCUCUUAUUGUGGCAUAAAAUAUACUUCUGAAAGAUUGAAGUGGAUAACAUGUGCAAAAGUUUUUUCUACUUUUUAUGUGAUAUCUUGGAAUAAAAAAUUACAAAAAAAUUAUCCUCUCUCUAUAUAAGACAGUUGUUCAUCACCAAGGUAUACAAUCCAUAUUAGAAUGUAUCUCACAUUGAUGUGACAUUUUGUAUGGAGAGAUCCUUUUCAUGUGAAAAAUGCAAAUAUGCUGCACUAAGACAAGGUACAUAUACAUUGUAGCUAUAUUUUGUAAAUUUUCUCUUGACUUAAAAACUAUUUUCUUUCAGGCUCAAAAGCUCUUAAAGAAAAUUGGUAUUGAAGGGGUAAAGGUAAUGUUAAUCAAUAUCAACCUUGUACAUGUAUGACAAACUUUCACCUAUUUUGCUACAAAAUGGUAACAUUGUCUGACAGGUUUGUUUCACCUUUUGUCACACAGUGUCUGUUUAGAUACAUUUUUGAGAACUUUUAUAAAAAAUGAACUUAUUCUACAAUUUUGAAUUAUAUAUUUUUGAGAGUUGUUAUUAUAAUUUUUUAAUUGAUGGUUCAUAUUUUCAUGUCACGUUAAGUUGGUGUGAGUAAUACUCUUGAAAUCAGUGAUAGACUUGUUACUGUGACAAAAAAAUGUCCUUAGUUUUAAAACCAGAGGUGAUAACAUCAUUAUUGCAUUUCCUAUUUGCUAUAGUUAAGUGAAUAUGAACUCACCGUAGCAGCAGAUAUUGUGGAUCCUUUAAUUCUACCAAUCACAUGGAAGGACAUUGGAGGUCUUCAAGAAACAAUUGAGGAAAUCAAGGUAAGAACAAUGGUUUGGUGUUAGUGAUUGGAUGACCCUUUUCGGUAUAUUAUUAUUCUUGUACAUGUUAUCUUACUGGUUUAACUCUUUCAUUUCUAUUAUUUGAAAGACAAUGUCUUUCCUUGUCUUGCAAUUCUUUUCUCUUGACUUAAGUCUUAAGGAGUUGGAGUGGAAUUAAACAAUGUUAUAUAUUAAAGUUCACAUGGCAACCAAGUGGACAAUCAGAAAUGGUUUGAUACUACUCUGGUUUAAAGAUUUAAUGAAUGUAACCAAGAAGUUACAAUUCCUAGACCCAAUGUUUCGACAUUCCUGUCUAGCGUCUUCAUCAGGGGUGAUCUAAAUGCUGCAACAAGAGGUCCUUUUAUAUGCUCACUAAUUAGCUGCCCCUUUUUCUGACGAGGUGUAAAUAGGCAUCAGGAAGUAAGCCACCAUCAUCACAAUUUAAAGGAGCAUGAGCAGAGUUGAUAUGCCAGGCUUCCAAACAAAGGCGCUGGUGGUAAAGCGGAUUAAUGGUGAUAAUCUUAGACUUAUUGCACCCAAUUGUACAGUUGGUUAGACAUGUGUGCUCCGAUAAAGCUGAAUUUUCCUUUUUGCAAAAGAAGACUGCUUUUUGAUGCUCUUUCAAAUGUGUACCAAACUGACGUUUGGUCUGUCCCAUAUACUCGUUAUCAUAGUCAUUGCACGGAAUAGAAUAUAUAGUGUUGGUUCAUUUUUCUUUUGUGACAGGAACCUUAGGUUUGGCAAAAAUAUGCCCCAAAGUCUGAAAAGUUUUUUGAGUAACUUUAAGGAGUGUUGAAACAUUGGGUCUUGUUACAUUCUGUCGUUGUUAUUCUUUCUUAUCCUCACCUUCCUGACUGAAAAUGUCUUUAAUAUAUUCUAGGAAGUAUAUGCUUAGUAACUACAGAAGUGAAAAGUUUAAGCAACAUUGUAACCAUUCUAAUCAGUGAUGUAUUGUCAAAUGACUUUUGCUAUUGUCUUGUCUGAAAUGGUUUCUUUUUGUUUCAUCGCUUUCACUGCUUUCUUACAAUCUUAAUUAACUAAUAACAAUUUAUUGUGUACACUCAAAAAAGGGUUUUUUCAAUCCUUCACCCGUUGUGUUAUGUAUCAAUUUUAUUUUCAUACAGGAAUCAGUUAUUUUCCCAAUACAACAAAAGGAUAUUUUCAAAAAUUCUUCACUUCUUAGUGCUCCUAAAGGUAUGGAAAAGGCACUGUGUUAGUAUAUAAGGUGUCUAUGGAAAGUGAUCUAUUAUUAGUUGUAAAAUGAAAGCAAUGAUUUUCAUGUUAUUGUGUUUGCUAAGAAAACUUUUUUUUCACCUUGUACUAUUCAAGGUAGGAAACUGUUUUGUAGACAUUACAUUUAAGGGAAACUCAAACUAAGGGUGCUUUCUUCUCUCUUUGUGUAGGUGUUUUAUUACAUGGUCCUCCAGGAUGUGGAAAAACAAUGAUAGCCAAGGCAACUGCAAAAGAAGCAGGUAAGACACUAAACUUUAUUUCUAAUUAACAUAUUGUGAUUUAAUCAAAAAUGUCUGAAUAACCUUGAUUACAGAGUAAUGUACUUGUCCAUGCAGAUGAGGUAUUUUGAAAAUGAUUUUUAUCAAUAGAAAGUGAAUUGUUUUGUUUCAAUUUAGGUUGUCGAUUUAUCAACCUUCAAGUGUCCUCUUUGACUGACAAAUGGUAUGGAGAAUCACAGAAACUUGCUGCCGCUGUCUUUUCACUGGUAAGGCAAUUAGAUGUUUUUCCAAUAAGAUCAGUCAAAAGAACAAGCUUAGUCUUGAAGAAAAUUCUUGCCUCCAGUUCUUUCCUCUGUGAAAAGUGCCAUCUUGGCUCACUGACCAAGCUGAAAUUUACAAUGCAGUAGAAGACAAAAAUUUGCCCUCUGAUAAUACUUGAGCCUAGUUGCUAGCUAAGUGAAGAGACGAGACCUCAAAGGGGUAAUAUUAACUUGCAUAGGUUGUUGUUCAAAUAUUUUCUUCUUGCUUUUAAAGUUUUCAACCAGAAAAAUCUUAUCAUAAAUUUCUCAACAAAAACCCCCAAAAAAUUAACCUGUGAUGUUCAUCCCCACUGAAAAGUAUACAUUUAAGCAACAGCUGACCUUUUUGUGUAUGACUUGCAGAAAUUGUAUGGCAUUUUUCCAUGUUCUCUCUUAUUUUAAGCAUGACAAGUAAGAUAAAUUUCAAACUGGUAGUUAAAAGGGCAAUCCUGAAGGGCAAGCCCUUUGAAUUUUCAAGAAUUUCAAGGGAUUUUAGGUGAUAAUUACUGGUAGUUAGAGUCUCUACCAGUCAGUAAAUUUUACCAGUUACUGCCCAAAAAGGAGAACACUAUUUUUAUGGUCAUCACAUGAUUGUAAGGAAAAUGUUUUGAUUAAUAUAUUCCAUGGCUUUAUUUGCAGGCUGUCAAACUACAACCUUGUAUUAUAUUUAUUGAUGAGAUAGGUAUGAUGUAAGAGAUUUAUAUUAAAGAAAAGCUAUGCAAGAGUACAGUCAUAAGUUUCUCUUUGUAUCACUAAUGAAACUGAACUUCAGAUUCUCUUGAGUUAUAAACCCUUUCAGUCCCAAGAUCUCACCAGUAAUCCUCUUCACUGUCUGCCAUAUAUUUCUUCUAAUAUCAGAUCUGAAAAAUUAGUGUUUGAUGUAGUGUAUUGAUUCUACAUGUACCUAUCUUAUGGGUUCUAAGGUGAGCACUUUGUAUUUAAUUCAGUAAAUGUACUACUCGCAGUAAUCCUACUGUACUGGAAAUACCUGCAUGCUGUAAAAUUACUAUAAGUCAGUAAACUCUUAUACUUGUAUAUGUGUAAUGUGUUUAUCAAUAAAGUUUAGUUAGCCUUUGGCAAUGAAGAAGGAAUAGUCUCUCUAUGUCUGAAUGACGACACUACAUUUGAUUAAUGAAUAACCCCCUUUGGGGAGCCAAAGAGUGGCAGCUUGGAGCAAUGUCUGUUCUCUUCUUGGUGCAUGGAAACUUAAUCGUUGCCUCUAAUUUGGCCAUAAUUUGAUUUUUUAACAGACUCCUUUCUUAGGAUGCGUGACAAGAGUGAUCACGAGGCCACAGCAAUGAUGAAGGCACAGUUUAUGAGCCUGUGGGAUGGUAAUCUUGAGCUCACCAUGUUAUUCCCAAUCUAAUUAGAAUUGUUUCUCUAAACUUCUCAUCUACUUUCUUAUCUUGCUCAAAUGAUUUUAUCUUAUGGGUUGUGGUUGUUUAAGCUGAAAGUAAAUUUUAGGUUAGAGUGAGUUGAUCCCAGUUUGCUUAGUAUUUUGUUUAUUUAGGGAUUAUUUGUACAAAUCUCUGACAAAGGAAAUACAAAUUGGAUUAAAGUAAGUUAAAUUUGACCUGAAAUCAAUUAAAUUAUAUUACAAUAUAGUUGAUAAUAAUCAUGAUGAUAUGAGUGGUUUGAUGAUGAAGCAUUUGUAAGGUGUGAAGUAAACAUUAUGAUCGUGCAUGUUGGCCAUAAUGUUUUUACUACCUGCUGCUGCUCUUAAUCAGGUUAUGAAGAUCAGAUGUAGUCACAUGUGGCUAAGUAUUUGUUAACACAUUUUAUCCCUGGUCUGAAUAAUUUUUGAUGUAUGAGGAGGUUUGAUUUUAAUCAAAUUUGGGUGUUUUACAGGACUGAUGACUGAUUCAACCUCUCAAGUUAUUGUCAUGGGUGCAACUAACAGACCUCAAGAUGUUGACAAAGCCAUUUUGAGAAGGAUGCCGUGUUCUUUUCGUGUUGGAUUGCCAGUAAGUAGGAUUAAGCUGGAGUUUUACAUAUGUUUCAUUUUGUCUGAGUACAUUUAUGCAUUGCUGUUCAAAUUUUCAUGAUAAAUUAAUUUAAGGAGCAAUUCUGUCUGUCAUUCACUGUUACUGUACUUUCGUAAGCAGAAUUUGAAUAUUGUCUUUUAGUUAAAAACUUUUACUUAUGACACUUGUUCUCUUCUCAGGAUGCAGAGCAGAGGAAAGAUAUAUUAAAGAUUAUUCUCAAGAAAGAAAAGGUAAUCUUAUCUGCUGGACUUGUGUAUUAAGUGCUGGUAACAUCUUUUGAACAAUUUGAUUGGACAUACUUGUAGCUUAGAUCAACAGGUUUAGAUCAAUAUCUUCCAUCACUUUCUCUUCCUAAAGUUCUUCUGGGUCACUAAAGUUUUUGUUGAAGCAUUUGUUUGGCUGGAUGUAGCUGUUGGAAGAUAGAAGAAUAUGAAAGAAGAAAAGCUGAGUCAUGGGAAUUUUCUUAUGCCAUGUGUACAAUCAUGAACUUUUGUUCCUAUCUAUCAUACAUGAAGAACUUUCUUUAGUUACAUUAUUCAUUGUUAAUUUUUCAGCUUAAGGAUGAUGUGGAUUAUGACAAAUUAGCCUUACUAACGGAAGGAUACUCUGGGAGUGGUUUGAAAGAAAUAUGUAAGUUCUACAGUUAGUAUUAGAGAGGAAAUUGAUUGGUUUGCUUGAUUCAAUAGAGGUAGAUAUGGCCUUAGUCUGCAAGAAUGAGGAGGAAAUGUUUUUAGAAACUGGAAAUUUAGAUAGAUGUUAUAUUCUUCAGCUUGAGGGAGAAUGGUAGGUCCUAAACAUGACUGAGGGUGCGGCAUUAGAGGUGGGGAGAAGAAAUAAGAUAGCAGUGUCGGAAGCAAAGAAGCUCUUAUAUGCACUAUGUAUGUGGCUAAGACCUAUGGUCUCACAUCUCACUCAGAUCUUGUCAACUGGCUCCUCUUGUGAUACUCUUAAAUUAAACAAUACACCUUACCUGUUCUCUGUCACCCAUGCCCUCCUCCCCAACCCCAUUAUAGACUUGCCCACUGGGGGAUAGUCAAGUGUUUGUAGGGUUGAUUUGCACUACUUUAUGGUUAUUUACAAAAAUGACUGACAGAAGAACUAGGUACUCCCUUUGGUCUUUUGGUGUGUUAAGAUAAGUGUGUGAGCACAGAGGUGAUGUUUUAGAUUCAUGAAAAUUUUUAAUAACAUUUAACAAAAGCAAUGGUGUGCUUUUUCUGUGUUUACAUAGCCUCACUUACACACUUAGGGUUUUAGGAAAAUUCUCAAAGAUUAUACAAGCCUGAGGCUUAGAUCAAGGUUUGUGGAACUGUUUCUAAUUUUUCCACCAAAUCUCCCUCUUGUGUUUGAAUGAGGCUAUGGAAACACAGAAAUAGUCCUCUAUUCACUAAAUAUUGACAAAUGAGUUAAAAAUUCAUUAAAUUGUAUUUUUAUUUUUUUAGGCCGAGUUGCCGCUAUGUCUUGUGUGAGAGAUUAUGUGAAACAAAAGAACGACCCACAAUCGUUGUAAGUCAUGUGUUUUGUUUGUACAUUGUAGUUUCAUUUUUUUUUUUGCUCAGUUUUUUUUAAAUGGAAAAUGUCGGUAUUAAAAAUGGAAAGUAAAUCAUGAGUACCAACCUUGUCUGUGUUACCAAUUGCCGACACACAAAGGCAAAUAGGAUUAAAAACAGGUGAUUAUGAUAUAACCACCUGUUUUUAAAAUAUUAUUUUCUAUCUCUAGAAUGUUCUAAUUGUGGAAGGCACAGAUUGAAUGAUUUUUCAGUUCUAGGUACCUUUCUACUUUGGUUUACACUCAGAUUUAAAAUAACCUAUGAUCAUUCUGUUGUUGUAGUUAUAAUUUUUUUGUUACUAUUUUUACUGCAGGGACAGCGUACAGAAUGAAAAUGGCCAACCACAUCUUCGGCCAAUCGAAAUGGGUGAUCUUUUAGUUGCCAUUGAAAAAUGCAAACCAAGUGCAACUUUGCAGAGCUGACCACAGCUUCCUUCCUCAUUUAGCUGUUAGAAAAAGAAAAUGGCCACAUUGAAGAAAAAGCCGGUCGUGGGGCACAGAAAAGAGGACUGUGCAAUUCUUAGCAGAGAAAAUAAUAUUUUGUUGAGGAAUAUUGUCAAUUCCGAAUUUGGAAAGGAUGCGACAAGUAUCUUGAACUUACGCUGUCUAUACAGCAUAGAUCUCUUUUUUUUUUUUUUUUUUUUUGCUCAACCAAAGCCAGGCAUCCUAAGGAGUUUGUAAAGUUUGAGUUGAAAAAUUUUGUCAAUUCCUUAUGCGAAAAGUGUAUAAAAUCUAUUCUGAACUUUCGCUGUCUGUGUGACAAAGAUCUCGGAUUUUUUUAUAACAAAAGUCGGUUCAGGGGUUCCAACGAAUUUUGCAAGUUGCAGUUGUAGAAUUUUUAUGCGAAAAGCAUCCACAAACUAUUCUGACCUUCGCUGUCUACCUGCAAACUUAUCGUUGUUGUUGGUGUUUUUCUAUUUGUUUGUUGUUUUUUUAAAAUGAGAACUGUAAGCUCCGUCCUGUUCGUCCGUGAUUAAUUUUGUUCGGGCAUUUCCUAGGAGGCCUGAGUUUCGAAUCCCCUUCAAUGCUUUAAAGUGCAAACGUUACGUUAAGUUUACCACAUGUAAACCGCAAGAACUAACUGAAAGGCCUGUAAGAACUCUGUGUGGGCGGAAGAACAUUGCUCAUGUGCAUUGUUACACGUGCCUUUCACGCACUUUCGAAAUUUUUGUGAAAUAAAUGUGUUGAAUCACACGAAGAUUAGAUUUGUCCAUUAAAUGCGCUUAGAUGAUAAUUUUCAUUGAAGUAAUUGUAAUCUAAUUUUUAAACUAUAGAAAUACGAAAUCUGCUGUUAUCUAAACAUUUCUGCAAUAAAAGACGAGGCAUUGGGCUUAUUUAGUUCCCUGUAUUGGAUGUUAAGUCAAAGCAAUUUGAUAACAUUCAGGUGUCCAGUUGGCAACCGGGAGACACGGGAAUCAGAAUGGCCGUAGAAGUGCAGGUGAAAAAGAAGGUUACGGAGAAACUUUUCUCGUUUCCGCUUAGCGAUGGGC
Molecule: messenger RNA, 8453 nt
Organism: Pocillopora meandrina
Lineage: Eukaryota; Metazoa; Cnidaria; Anthozoa; Scleractinia; Pocilloporidae
Source: the annotation of a GenBank genome assembly